AUGCCAAUCUGUAUCGAGUGUAGACACCCUGUCAAGACGCUAUGGACCAAAUACUCGGGCGCUGGUGACCAGUCCAGCGGACACAACAUUCGCCUAAGCGUCUGCCGAAAUUGCGGUUUCUUUUGCGACAAGUAUGUCGAGCAUGACUUUGUCGUCAUCUUCAUAGACUUGGUCUUGAUCAAGCCGCAGGUAACUAUGGCCUUGGGUGCUUGUACCGUCUGCCGCGUCGAGGAGGAGCCGUCCUGGCAUCUCCUCCACAACACCUUGAUGCGGAAUGGCGAUCGGUUCGAUGUAUGUACAACUAACUGUCUGUCGCAUUGGCCGUGUAUACACGAGACCAUUUUGAGUCCUUCUCCUUGCUGGCACUCGUGGCGUGCCAACGCUGAUACUGAACACGUGCUAACCAACACGCCCGCCUUUCACUCGGAGCAGCCUUCCAUCAUCCGACUGGGCAUCCUGCUGCUGCUGUUUGAUGUCUAUCUGACGUGGGAGCGCAUCGAGAAACGGGCCGGUCCAGCCAUGUUCCCUGGUGGAGGCAACCUAGGCAACCUGGCCCAGCAGCCCAUUACGGUCCAAUACCUCUUCUUCUUAGUUCUCUGCACAUUAUCAACACUGGCAUUCCAUCUUAUUAUUCGAUUUCUCACCUGCUCGUCGUAUUCACCCUUUGAUAUACUGGGUAUCAUGCCGCGAUAUGCACGUCCAAAUUCGGUCUCGACGGCAUUGCUCUUAUCUUCCUACACGAAGCUAUUCCCAAUUCUCAUGGUUAUAUGGAAGUAUGACAUCCCUGCUGCAGCUAGGCCCUUGGGCUGGGCAGUCGUAGCGAAUAAUAUCGAGGCUCUGAGAAUUCUGUUGGAUUGUAAAUAUUAUACAGCUUGUAUCCUUGCACUAGCCGGCGCAACCUCGCGGUGGGCUGCAGGACGAUUUAUUCUUAUAGCUGCCGGGCUUGGUGAUGUUGAUUCCAUCAGUGAGAGCAGCGUCGCUGCUGAUGGGAGGGCUCUCUGGGCUUUGUUCCUGUUGAUCAGGGACUGGGCCGGUCGAUUGGCCGUGGGUUAA
Molecule: messenger RNA, 1053 nt
Organism: Metarhizium robertsii ARSEF 23
Lineage: Eukaryota; Fungi; Ascomycota; Sordariomycetes; Hypocreales; Clavicipitaceae
Product: Arv1-like family protein
Exons: 2
Coding region: 1-1053 (350 amino acids)
Biological process (GO): regulation of plasma membrane sterol distribution; intracellular sterol transport; sterol metabolic process
Cellular component (GO): cortical endoplasmic reticulum; Golgi apparatus
Source: RefSeq, a predicted model, not a curated record